AUGAAUACGACGUCAUACUUCCGUUCCGUGAGAAGACUGGCAAUUAAAUUGAUGUUCAAGUACAAAAGACAAACCUCCACACAAAGAAGCUACCAGGAAGUCCGAGACAGAUUUAGUUAAACUCCUGUCCGAAGCAAUUUUAAGAACAAUGAGGUCGACGACAAGGAAAUUUCAAAAAAUAGUACAGAAAGGAGAGAUUACAUGGAAUAGUACAUAAAAUUGGAAAAAACCCUUCAAGCUUUUCGAUUAUUCUGUUUUAAAAAACAAACUAGAAUUAUUUUGCCGCUUCUCAAAGCAAGCAUUGGGUAAAAAAAAGUCAAGAUGAAUUCAACACACUUUUUGAAAACUAAUUUUUAGAAAGGUAGGGAUUUUUUGUAGUUUAAAUGGAUCUCAUGCAAGCGAAACUGCCCUUUGUUUUAUCGAAAUUUCGUGCUUCUGGAGGAUCUUUGUUUAGUUUUUUUCUUUUCUCAUUCGCUACAAUUCUGAUUUCGAAGAUGAAGAAAUAUCAGAAAAUAAAGACCUUGACUGUUGUAGUUUCUAGAUUUCAUACCGUAAAUCUACCCCAUUUUGAAUUGCCGCGCAUUAUUAAGAUGUGCAGGCCACCUCGAUCCGGAAGCCGGGAAAACUUUUCCAAAAUGGAUCAACCGAUAUGGAGAAGUUAUCACGGUUGAAGGAAAGUCCCUCGACGAGACUACGCAAGUCAGGCUUCUACUCAACAAAUUACCCGACGAAAUCUAUGAGCAAUUUGCUGCAAAGAUUUGUCCCAAGAACCCCUCCACGGAAUCUUAUGCGGACGUAGUCGCUACGCUGAGCGACUACUUCGAUGUUAAAAGAUCCCUGCUGUCCUGGAGAUUCGCAUGCACGCAAAUAAGUCGUCUGGAUGAAAUCCAGCGGCUUACACGUCCCGUAUCAAUGAAACCUGCGAAAAGGCCAUGUUGAAAGACAUCACCCCAGAAGAAUGGAAAACAUUCUUUUGGAUUAAGGGCCUUGACGCAGCAGGAGACACUCAGAUCCGUGCCCAUUUCAUCAAGUUCAUGGAACGACGAGUAGAAAAGCAAACAACCCACCACCAUCAUGGACCUCUGCGAAGAAUGGCUGAGGAUUCAACGACAGAAAAACUGAAGUCCAAGAACUUGGACAGAAGAGAGUUCUCGAGUUGAAGACCAAAAGCCUCCCCCAAAAACCCCGGUAGCUUCAGAAGGAAAUCCUAUGAACAGGAUGACCUGUUGGAAUUGCGGCAGAGACGGGCACUCCUCACCCGUUUGUCGCAAUCCCAAAUCCACCUGCGACAAGUGUCAUCGAAAGGGACACUUGGCGAAAUUUUGCAAGUCCACCCGCGUCACCAACCCCAGGAAAACGACUACGUCAAAGCCGAACACCUGGACCCGGUGCAAAGCUGUCACAGUUGCCAACGCAGAAUCCCCCCAAGUGCAAGCCGUCCGACGCUUCAUCGAUGUCGAAGUCGAUGGCGUCCAAAUCCCAUUCCAAAUGGACACCGGCAGCGAUUUGACUCUGGUCGGAACCCCCGAGUGGGAACGACUAGGCAAACCGCCCUUGGAAAACGUCCCUUUCCGAGUGAAGAAUGCCAGCGGAAGCGACAUGGACAUCAAAGGCCGCUUCAAGUGCAACUUCCAGUUGAAGGAUUCUCACGCCAGCGGCUAUGCCUACGUGAGGAAUUCCGGAAACUUACUCGGAUUGGACUGGCUUGAAAUCCACCCACAUGAACUACCACCUUGACCAAAUGAUCAAUUCCAUCGAGAACGGUAGACCGUUCGGUGAACAGCUGAAGGAAGAAUUUCCGGAAGUGUUUGCUGAAGGUCUAGGGAAAUGCAAUAAAGAGCAAGCAAAGCUUACCUUGAAGGACAAUGCAAAUCCAGUCUUCAAGCAAAAGCGCCCCGUCCCCUAUGGCUCCCUGGCAGCAGUCGAAGGCGAACUGAAUCGUCUUCAGCAGCUAGGCGUCAUUGAACCCGUUACCCACAGCCAAUGGGCCGCACCCGUCGUGUGCAUUAAAAAGGCCUCAGGGAAGAUCCGAGUCUGUUCUGAUUUCAGCACAGGACUCAACUCAGCAUUGGAAGACGAAGAAUAUCCCUUGCCCACUUCCGAAGAGAUCUUCGCCAAUUUGAACGGAGGAUCCGUUUUUACCCAAAUCGACCUCAGCGAUGCGUAUCUGCAAGUUGAGUUAGAUCCUGAAUCCCAGCCUUACGCCGUCAUCAACACCCACAAAGGCCUUUUUCAAUACAAAAGGCUACCCUUCGGAAUCAAGACGGCUCCGGCGAUUUUCCAGAAAAAUCAUGGACAAAAAUGAUUACUGGAUUGAAUGGCGUGGCCGUUUACUUGGACGACAUCAUCGUAGUUGGCCGUUCCCAAGCCGAACAUCGCGAAAAUGUUCGGAAGGUCUUCGCCCGUAUCCGUGAAUACGGCUUCCACCUUAAACUUGAUAAAUGCGCUUUCGAACAAAGCGAAAUCAAGUAUCUGGGAUUCAUCCUCAAUGCUUCUGGACGCCGACCGGAUCCUGAAAAGGUUAAGGUUAUCCACAACAUGACCCCUCCGAGAGACCAGAAGGUUUUAAGGUCAUUUCUCGGCAUGAUUUCCUACUACGGACAAUUCAUCCCCAACAUCAAAGCAUUGCGAGGACCCUUGGAUCGACUUCUGGUCCAAGAUGAGGAUUGGAGGUGGACUAGAGUUGAAGAGCGUUGCUUUCAAAAGCUCAAAGACGUUUUGUCCUCCGAUCUGAACCUCGUUCAUUUUCAUCCGAAGCACCAAAUUGUACUGGCCGCCGACGCCAGCGAGUAUGGCAUAGGCACAGUCAUUUCCCACAUCAUGCCCGAUGGCACCGAAAAAGCCUAUUGCACAUGCAGCAAGGUCCCUUACCGAAACGGAAAAGAAGUACUCCCAAAUCGAAAAAGGAAGCCUUGGCUCUCAUUUUUUUGGAGUGAAGAAGUUCCACAAAUUCAUCUAUGGAAGACGCUUCACUCUCCGCACUGACCACAAGCCCCUUUUAUCCAUCUUUGGAAACAAGAACGGAAUUCCUGUUCACUCCCAAAACCGGCUUGUGCGAUGGGCGAUCAUCCUGCUCGGAUACAACUUCCACAUUGAAUACGUCAACACCGAUAAGUUCGGGCAAGCCGAUGCCUUGUCCCGAAUGAUCCAACAUCAGGAGGCCCUUCAACAAGACGACGUUGUCAUCGCGAAAGUGGAAGUAGAGGUUCAAGAAGUGCUUCGAUCCAGCAUCCGAAGACUUCCCCUGACCAACGCGGGCGUCCAAACCGCUACUCGUCAGGACAAAGACCUCCAACACCUCAUGAAGUUCGUGAGAUCCGGAAAAAUUCCCUACAAAUAUCCCUCCGACUUUGCGUUCAUUUGCAUCAAAAACGAGAUGAUUUGAACGUAGUCGAAGGCUGUCUCAUGGUCGGCGAACGAAUCGUCAUUCCCAAGACCUUACAGCGAGAAGUUCUUCAAGAACUCCACGCUUCCCACGCCGGAAUGGAUCACAUGAAGCGAUUGGCCCGAUCCGUUGCUUUUUUUGGCCCGGAAUCGAUGCCGAUUGCGAGAACUUCGUGCGAAACUGCAAAGCAUGCAGUUUGCACAGCAAAUCUCCCCGGAAAGUCCCUUUACAACCUUGGCCCGCACCCGAACGUGUUUGGCAAAGGAUUCACAUCGACUUUGCCGGACCCGACCAAGGACAAUGGUAUUUGGUAGUGGUAGAUGCCAAGAGCAAAUACCCGGAGGUAAAAAUUGUUCACUCCAUCUCCGCCGCCAAUACCGUGAAAGUCCUCAAGGAGAUUUUUGCCAGAAAUGGUUACCCCGAAACCAUCGUCUCGGACAAUGGAACCCAGUUCACCUCCCAACAAUUCGCAGAUAUGUGCCAGAAUGGCCAUAUCCAACACAUCAGGACUGCUCCCUACUGUCCCCAGUCCAAUGGUCAAGCCGAAAGGUUUGUCGAUACCCUCAAGAGAGCCCUCAAAAAGCUUCAAAAAGGGGAGGAGAAGAUAUCCGAAAAUAUCUUGAACCAAUUCCUAAUGAUAUAUCGACGCACCCCGCUCACAGUUUUGCAAGGCAAAUCUGCCGCGCAAAUCCAUCUUGGUCGACAGCUCAGGACAGAGCUCGACGCUCUGAAACCUCGAGAUUCCGUGAACCCACUUCCCUUGACCAUUCACCAGCAAAACAUGAAGGAUUGGUUUGACCACCAUAAUGGAGCGAAAAACCCGAAGCUUCUCCCCCAGGCCAGUCCGUGUUAGCUAAAUGCCAUACGGCUAACGCAUGGAUUUGGAGACCCGGCCAAAUCCUCAAAAAAAGGCUGGUAAAGUGAACUACGAGGUGGAUUUGGGAGAAUCCAUCAGACGUUUCCACACCAACCAACUUAAAAGUGAUCGCUCUCAUUUUGAUUCAGUGAACGAUACCUUUGACCCAUGUCUCGACGUGUUGCUGGACACCUACGAUGUUUCUCCAGCCAGCUCAAGCUCAAGCAGCAGCAGAAGUCCAACUUGUGCACCGACAACGUCUGGUCCACAACUGCCGUGCCCAGCCGCUCCUGCAGCUACAACCGCCGUUCCAUCGACGAGCCAAACCAACAGUCAAGCCCAGCAGCAAGCCCGAACGACUAUGGCCGCACCAACGCAGUCAGUCAACGUGCCGCCAGCACCGCGAAGAUCUACACGACAGCGAAAUCCUGUUUCUCGUUACGAUCCUUCACCGUAACACAAGUUUUCGCUCAUCUUCCGGCGCUCAUCUAA
Messenger RNA from Caenorhabditis auriculariae, 4733 nucleotides. Lineage: Eukaryota; Metazoa; Nematoda; Chromadorea; Rhabditida; Rhabditidae. The record is from the annotation of a GenBank genome assembly.